AUGUGAUAAUUAAUAACUGGGAAACCUCAGCUAAGAGACUCAGAUGUGGGAGAGCCCCGGAGUGAACACAGAGCUGUUCUAACUUGGUCCAAUUAUUUUGAGGUCAAGAAAAAAAAAACUAGCUACUUUCUGAUUUCUUUUUUUUUUCUGUAAUAAAGGGGAAGAUGGACUUUGGAGUGAUUGCUUCCAAGACUGUGUUGCUGCUGAUCAGCCUCAUCUUUUGGGGUGCAGGAGCUGGACUCGCGUAUGUUGGUGGAUAUGUCCUCAACUCAUACAAGGCGUAUGAUCCCUUCCUUCAAGACAAAUAUGCUCUCUUGCCAGCCCUUAUCAUCAUUUGUGUUGCAGUGGUGAUGUUCAUAAUCGGGCUGGUCGGCUGCUGUGCCACCAUCCGGGAAUCCAAGGUUGGAUUGGGAGUGUUCCUGGUCAUUAUUUUGGCGAUCUUCAUCGCGGAAGUGGCAGCCUUUGUGCUUGGAUUUAUUUACAGGGAAAAGGUAAAAACUGACUUGCAUGAACCAAUGCUGCAAGCAUUCCAGGCUUAUGAUGGGAAAACAGAUGAUUCUCAUAUUGUAGAUUAUCUACAGCAGGAGCUUCAGUGCUGUGGAGUCCAAAACUACACCGACUGGAUUGGAAGCCGGUGGUUCAAUUCUACCUCCAAAAACAACAGCGUUCCCUUGAGCUGUUGCAAGCAAGACCUUCGUCAGAACUGCACAGGACUGUUGAGCGAGCCGAAGUUUCUCAAUACUCAAGGCUGUGAAGGCAAAGUGGAAUCUGCUCUGCAGAGCGUCCUUAGCUAUGCCAUGGUGGUCAUCCUUGCAUUUGCCAUUGUAAAGUUCUUUGGAAUGUUCAGCGUCUGCGUCCUGGCCUGCAAGAGAAAUGACAAUGGUUACCAACCGUUUCACUCUUCUGAAUUCGCCUGAAAAGAAGUUGGAAAGUGAUUUUUCUUUUCCUCUUACUUAUUAAAAUGGACUUGAAAAAGAUGUCUUGAACAGAAAAUAUCUGCCUGCUUUUACAAAAAUGCCAAAGGAGUUUGCAGUAGGUUUCAGACGUUUGUUAAAUGCGAAAUGAUAUGGCCUUAACAUACUGGUUCAGCCUGAGGUUCUCUGAUAUAAUUGAAUUAAAACUGAUCCAUUUACAAAGCUUGGAAAUGAUAGUUUUUGGACUAGAACUCUCAGAAUUCUCUUAGCCAUGUUGACAGAGCUAAUUAUGGGAGAUGCAUUUCAAACCAGUAGCUUUUUCAAAGCUCUGUACCUUUGCCCUGUUUAUUUACAACUAACAGAUGUCAGUCAACUAUGAGUCACAGAUCAUCUCAUUCAAUUCACCACAAGCCUUUCAGCCACCAUUUGGUGACCCACAGCGUAAAACACAAUAGCACUGUGCAUCUCUAGAUUCACAGCUCACAAGUCCCAAGAUCCUUAAAUCAGCCAACUGACCUGUCUAAAUUCACAUUUAGCCAUGCUUCAAACCGUCAGAGGAAUGUGCAGGUAAGGGGAGCUUCUGGGUAGACUGGGUUUAUUGGGAGAACAAUCCACAACUCACUGUUUGUAUUGGGUGUUGUUUAUAAUUUUAUUAAGCACAUGAUGCAACUUUUAACUUCAUUAGCAGGUGAAGCUUGCCUGCAUCCUACAUUAAGAUUGUAUUGAGAAACAGUUGCCUGAAUGAACACAGCAAUGAGGGUAUCCUCAAUGCAGAAAUGCUGUUUCACAAGUUAUACCUCAUGAGGAUGAUGACAUCUGCUGUGGUGAUUUUUCACAAAUAAAAAUGCAUGAUUCCCACCUCAAAAGUCCCAAAGCUUCCAUGAGCUCUUUCCUCAUGGUGAAACCACAGAGGACUUAAGAGACAGUCUUUUAAUUUCUUAAAAUCACAGCCAUCCAGUAAAGUAAUCCCCAUGGUGAUGACUUUUUUUGGAAAGACUCCCACACAUAUCCUAUGGUCCACAAUGGCUGCCCCAUGGCAUUACUGUUGGGGUUGGGGAUUGGAAAUGUUUUUUAAAAAAACACCAUGGCUGAUGAUGACUUUAGCCUUAUGGGGUAUAGCUGUGCAAACAGCUGGGUUUGUUUCUGCUGUGCCUUAUUUAACGGAUUUGUGUUGCGUGCUUCUGUUCAUGCUUUUGUGAGCAAAUGAGCUAUUUAAAUAGCAGACAGCCUGAAGAAAAAUAAAAUAACUUUGUCUUCUAAA
This is a messenger RNA of Pogona vitticeps (central bearded dragon), 2175 nucleotides long. Its product is annotated as tetraspanin-36-like. Lineage: Eukaryota; Metazoa; Chordata; Lepidosauria; Squamata; Agamidae. The record is from RefSeq and is a predicted model, not a curated record. Gene Ontology annotation, cellular component: plasma membrane.